Ictalurus punctatus (channel catfish) is the source of this 2732-nucleotide messenger RNA. Its product is annotated as CD209 antigen. Gene Ontology annotation, cellular component: external side of plasma membrane. The transcript is spliced from 10 exons. The record is from RefSeq and is a predicted model, not a curated record. Lineage: Eukaryota; Metazoa; Chordata; Actinopteri; Siluriformes; Ictaluridae. Gene Ontology annotation, biological process: biological process involved in interspecies interaction between organisms. Gene Ontology annotation, molecular function: D-mannose binding; fucose binding. Bases 247 to 2001 code for a protein of 584 amino acids.
CACAGAGUGUCAGUUUCACACCCGAAAAUAACACAUGAGUCAGACUUGUGUCUCGUUGCAUGUUUAAAAUGCAUAAAACAGGAAAUAAAGCUUUCAACAUAACAGCAACACACACAGACACUUAGGCAGUGUUCCUUCAGACGGCCACUCGGAGUGUAGUUUUAGACAAUUAAAUAUCAGUAUAAGUGCGUCUAUAAGGACUGAUAACUACUUCACUGAAAGAUCAGGAUUACUGUAAAGAGAAGAAUGGAGAUGAGUGAGGAGAUUUAUGCAAAUGCAGAAGGUACAGCAGACGACGGAGCUGAUUACAGUGACAGUGAGCACUCCUAUGAAGAUGUUUAUGCAAAUGAGGACAAUUUGGAGACCCAGAGGACCGGAAGUUUCAAGCAAUCUGAGAGCUCAGGAGGAGACACUGCAUGGAGCAGGUGUUACAGAGUGACUGCAGUGUGUGUGGUGCUGCUGUGUGUUCUCCUGCUGACUGCCGUCACGGUGCUGUGGAUCCGAUUCAACAACCUGACUACAGAAAACAACCAGUUACAGACCAGUUACAACAACCUGACUAUAGAGAGAGACCAGUUACAGACCAGUUACAACACACUGACUAUACAGAGAGACCAGUUACAGACCAGGUACAACACCCUGACUACAGAAAACAACCAGUUAAAGAUCAGUUACAACACCCUGACUAAAGAGAGAGGCCAGUUACAGACCAGGUACAACACCCUGACUACAGAAAACAACCAGUUAAAGAUCAGUUACAACACCCUGACUAAAGAGAGAGGCCAGUUACAGACCAGUUACAACACCCUGACUAAAGAGAGAGGCCAGUUACAGAUCAGUUACAACACCCUGACUAAAGAGAGAGACCAGUUACAGAGGGAGAGAGAUGGAUACCGGAGUACACUUGAUCUGUGUUAUAAAGGGAGGUGUUUCAACUUCGACUCCAGUGUUUACUGCAUGUCUAAUGAAAUGAAGAACUGGGAGAAGAGCAGACAGGACUGCAGGGACAAAGGAGCAGACCUGGUGAUCAUAAACAGCAAGGAGGAACAGGAGUUCAUCGGUAAACAGCUGGGCAGCAGUCGGGCUUGGAUUGGUCUGAGUGACGGAGCUGUAGAGGGAAAGUGGAAAUGGGUGGACGGUACACCACUGACCACUGCGUUCUGGGCUGAACGGGAACCGAAUAAUGAAGGUGAGGAGGACUGUGCUGAGAUUUUCAGUUUAAAUGGGAACUUCUGGAAUGACCAGAAAUGUUCUAAUAAUAAACACUGGAUCUGUGAGAGACGUGUUUCUCAAUUAGAGAUGUUUCUGUGUUCUUCUGAGCAAGAGGAUAUGGUAGCAGUUAUCUAUGAGAUUGUAGACAAUGUUGAAGGUCACGACCCCGACACACAGGAUGAAGACGCUGACGCGCACUGUAGCAUGCAGCGUGCUCGGAAACCAGUAGAGAGAGACCAAUUACAAACCACUUACAACACCCUGACUAUAGAGAGAGACCAGUUACAGACCAGUUACAACACCCUGACUAUAGAGAGAGACCAGUUACAGACCAGUUACAACACCCUGACUAUAGAGAGAGACCAGUUACAGAAGGUUAGAGAGGAACUCCAGAGGCUUUCUAAACAGGGAUGGAUUUAUUUUAGCUGUAGUUUUUACUACAUCUCUACAGAGGAGAAGAGCUGGACUGAGAGCAGAGACUACUGCAGAGAGAGAGGAGCAGACCUGGUGAUCAUAAACAACAAAGGGGAACAGGAGUUCAUCAGUAAAAUCCUGAGCAGAAGAAAAGCUUGGAUUGGACUGAAUGACAGAGACAGAGAGGGCGAGUGGAAGUGGGUGGACGGUACACCGCUGAACACUGGGUUCUGGGGACAAAGCGAACCCAACCGUGCUGCAGGGGAAGAGGACUGUGUUGUAAUUCAUGAUCACACUGAUCCUGUCUGGAACUGGGCUGAUUAUCCGUGUGAUGUUCAGUUUAUUUGGAUCUGUGAGAAGACAGUCGUUAUCUGAAUUACUACAUGUGAAUGAAAAGCAGUAAACUAAAUGUAAAUUUUUAUCUGUUUAAAUCAGUGAAAAAUCCUCAGUACUGUUAAUAACCCCACCCCCAAAUGAUCUUUUCUUAUUGCCACGUGUGAAAGCGGUCAUUAUCAAUAAGCAUACCAAUUAUUGCAUAUUCAAUAUAAGACAAUUAAGAACUACAUUUGAACAGUUUAUUAAAUUAUCUGAAAUGAUGCAUUUAUAACUAUUUACAAAUAACUAUAUAUACAGUACAAGUAAUUAACACCAUUGUUUUCUCUCUCUCUCUCUCACACACACACACACACACACACACACACACACACACACACACACACACACAGACGCUAUAGAAACACUGUCUGAAUGUCUUUAUAAGCUGUCGACUGGUAAUUUCUUAUUCAAUACAAUAAAAUACGUCUGUAAAUUAAGUAACUACCCCGUAUUCAUUACAUUAACAACUUACAAAUCAUUUCUGCACACAUAUUACAUGAGCUGUAAAUAAUUCAAUUAAAAUUCAAUAAAUGUAAACAACAAUAAAGCUUGUUUUCUAAAUCUCACCUUCUGCCUCAGAUAACUCAGUCACCUCCUCUUCCCCCUGUCUCAGACCUUCUCCAGUAAAGGCACGAGUGUUUGUUUCUGACACAGAAGGGAGAGGUCAAGGAAUAGCUUGUAAAAGAACAAUGAACCUCUUCUUCUUCUUCUUCUUCUUCUUCUUCUUCUUC